This is a messenger RNA of Cyphellophora europaea CBS 101466, 1047 nucleotides long. RefSeq lists its product as uncharacterized. Gene Ontology annotation, molecular function: D-lactate dehydrogenase (NAD+) activity; NAD binding. The transcript has a single exon. NCBI's taxonomy places the organism in Eukaryota, Fungi, Ascomycota, Eurotiomycetes, Chaetothyriales, Cyphellophoraceae. The record is from RefSeq and is a predicted model, not a curated record. The coding region runs from base 1 to 1047 and encodes 348 amino acids.
AUGGCCAGCACCGAGUCACCUGCCAUCCACUCCCUCGCUGUCUUCUCCACCCAACCAUACGACCGGCAAUACCUCUCCGCCCAACUCACCACCCAGUUCGGCGACGCCUCUCCCUUCAAAAUCGACUUCUACACCGUCUCCCUCACGCCCCUAACCGCCAAACUCGCCGCCUCGCACACCGCCGUCUGCGUCUUCGUCAACGACAUCCUCACCGCGCCCGUCCUCCAGCACCUCGCCAGCCUCGGCGUCAAAGCCAUCCUGCUCCGCUGCGCGGGCUUCAACAACGUCGACCUCCUCGCGGCCAAAUCCCUGGGCUUCUUCGUCGCCCACGUCCCCAGCUACAGCCCCGAAGCCGUGGCCGAGUUCGCCGUCGCGCUGAUCCAGACCCUCAACCGCAACACGCACCGCGCCUACAACCGCGUGCGCGAGGGCAACUUCGCCCUGCACGGCCUGCUGGGCCAGACGCUGCACGGCAAGACCGUCGGCGUCGUCGGCACGGGCCGCAUCGGCCUGUGCUUCGCGCGCAUCAUGAGGGGCUUCGGCUGCCGCGUUUUGGCGUACGACGUCUACAAAUCCAAGGAUUUCGAGACCGAGAAGCUGGGCACGUAUGUGGAGUUGGCGCAGUUGCUGCAGGAGAGCGACGUCGUGAGCCUGCACUGCCCGCUGCUGGAGAGCACGCGACACCUGGUGCGCGAGGAGACGCUGGCGCAGAUGAAGGACCGCGCCUUGCUCGUCAACACCAGCCGCGGCGGCCUCAUCGACACCAAAGCCGUGAUUCAGGCCCUGAAGGCCGGCAAGCUGCGGGGCCUGGCGCUCGAUGUCUACGAGGCCGAGGCGCCGUUGUUCUACAGCGACCACAGCGGCGAGGUCAUGCAGGAUGAGGUGUUUGCCAGGCUGAUGACGUUCCCGAAUGUCAUUGUCUGUAGUCAUCAGGGAUUCUUUACCGAGGAGGCCUUGGGGGAGAUUAGUGCGGUCACCGUGGGGAAUAUGGUGGAGUUUAUGGAGGGGAGGGGGAGGGUGGCGAGGAAUAGUUUGAUCAAGGACUAA